Psylliodes chrysocephalus is the source of this 687-nucleotide messenger RNA. The record is from the annotation of a GenBank genome assembly. NCBI's taxonomy places the organism in Eukaryota, Metazoa, Arthropoda, Insecta, Coleoptera, Chrysomelidae.
AUGAAGCUUUUGGAAAGUACAAGGUUCGAGGCUAUCAACAAUGCUCUUGCUAUUCAAACUGGUGAUAGCAAAAUCAUAGGUCGUAUUGAAAGUUAUUCUUGCAAAAUGGCAGGAACUGAUAAAGCCCUUUACAAAAGGUUCAAUGCUGAAGGAGUCAAUCCCAGUGAUCUUCAGGCUCUAUCUCCUCCUCAGGGGGUAUCACCUGGCCACUCUCAAUACAGUAGAAGCAUAUCUGGAGAUGAAGAAGGACCAUUAUGUGAUACAAUCAGCAGAAAAACAUUAUUUUACCUAAUAGCGACGCUAAAUUCUGCUUUUCCAGAUUAUGAUUUUAUGGACGUUAAGAGCCAUGAAUUCAGCAAGGAACCUUCAAGACAAUGGGUAACCAAUGCCAUUGAUACAAAUCUAGCUGCAACGGCGGGCGAACAGUACCGCGUUCUGGGUCCAUCCAUGUGGGCCGCAAUCGACGAUGAAAUCUCUUUGGAAAAUUGUGAUAUUUAUUCGUACAACCCUGACCUUAUCUCUGAUCCAUUCGGAGAAGAUGGCUGUUUAUGGAGCUUUAAUUAUUUCUUCUACAAUAAGAAACUGAAGAGAAUUGUGUUCUUCACCUGCAGAGCCAUCAAUCCAAGAUACACUCUUGACUCUGGAUUUGGAAGCGACUUCAUUAUGGAUGAAGACGAAUCUUAUUAA